Molecule: messenger RNA, 1880 nt
Organism: Engraulis encrasicolus (European anchovy)
Lineage: Eukaryota; Metazoa; Chordata; Actinopteri; Clupeiformes; Engraulidae
Gene: slc60a1b
Product: major facilitator superfamily domain containing 4Ab
Exons: 10
Coding region: 120-1706 (528 amino acids)
Biological process (GO): transmembrane transport
Source: RefSeq, a predicted model, not a curated record
UCGUCUCAUCAGAUUACACUUGGAAGCCUGACGCAUUCUUCUUCCCGCUGCUUUCCAUUUGACUCCCUGGGAUUUCUCGUUCUCCACAAGGUUACACCAGAAGGAAUAUCUGCAACGAUAUGUUUAUAGAGGAGCGUAUUUUAACGCUUUUCAAAAGGAACUGGCAACACACCUUAACCUACUGGAGUGUGUUCUUCAGCUUUGGACUAUGCAUUGCCUUUUUGGGCCCCACCAUUCUAGAUUUACAAUGUCAAACGGGGUCAACGCUGGACCAGAUCACAUGGGUGUUCUUCUCCCAACAGUUCUGCCUUCUCAUCGGAAGCUCCAUCGGAGGGGUUUUCAAGAAAACGCUCUUCAGUGCCCUUUCCGCCCUCUUAAUCAGCUCUCUCAUCAUCUCAGUCAUAUUUGCCAUCAUCCCCUUCUGCAACACCGUCCUGAUACUGGCCAUAGCCAUGGCGGUGACAGGCCUGGCCAUGGGCAUCAUUGACACCAUCGCAAACAUUCAGCUGGUGGCCAUUUACCAGAAGGACUCCGCCGUCUUCCUCCAGGCGCUGCACUUCUUCAUCGGGUUCGGAGCGCUGGUGAGCCCCCUGAUCGCGGACCCCUUCCUGUCCGAGCACUGCGGCAACAGCACGGGGGGAGAGGAGGCCAUCCACUUCCACCACCGCACGCUCUACACGAUACGCCUCUCCAACGACACCUCCCCCGCGCCGCACCCUCCCCCGCACCACCCCGCAGAGCCUGAGGAGUCCAUAGUCUCAUACGCCUUCUGGAUCAUGGCCGUCAUCAAUCUGCCGGUGCCGAUCGCCGUGUUUGUCCUGAUGUACGUGGAGAAGCUGCUCCCCUGCUGCCCCGGCACCAAGACCCGGCUGCUGGACAAGGACGAGCUGUCCAUGGAGACCCAGGGUGGGGACGCGGCCCACUCCAACUCCCACUCCCACUCCAACCCAGCGUACGGCAACAACACGCCAGCCGGCACCACCGAGCCUGAGCCACCGCAGCCGGGGGAGGAGGAAGUGGGAGGUCACGGGGACAUCUUCAGCUGCUGUAGGGAUGGCACCCUCAGUAGCAUGCCGCCAUCUUUCUUUGGCAUCCACAUCUUGGGAGGCAUGGUGCUCUUCAUGACGGACGGCAUCGUGGGUGCGUAUGCCGGCUUCGUGUACACGUAUGCGGUGGCCAAGCCCAUGUCCCUGCCCUCCCACACGGCCGGCUACCUGGCCAGUCUGUUCUGGGCCGCCAUCACCGCCGGUCGCCUCAUCUCCAUCCCUCUGGCCUACCGCUUCAAACCCGUACGACUUCUCAUGGUCAACCUGGCUGGUGUGAUCGUGACAGUUCUGCUCCUCCUCCUCCUCUACACCAGCAGCACCUUCCUGUUCGUGGGCACCUGUCUACUGGGGCUCUUCCUCAGCAGCAUCUUCCCCUGCAUGCUCGCCUACACAGAGGACGUGCUGGACUACCAAGGUUGUGCAACCACAGUUCUGGUAACCAGCGCUGGCUUAGGAGAGAUGGUCAUGCAGGUGUUGGUUGGAUCGAUUAUGCCUACAGCAGGCAGCUACAGCUUCUUACUGUGUGGGAUGAUCAUCGGCUGCAUCGGUUUCAUCGUCUUCUUCGCUCUGCUCCUCUGCCACCGCAUUCACAGCAACUACCUGGCUGGAAUUUCGAAAAAGCCUACCGUGGUAGAGGACCCGCCAUCGGAAAAACAGUGAAGGGAAAUAAUCGAACAUGAAAUGACCACUGCCUACCCUACCUGAUGGAUCUAAAUAUUCUUCUACUGUACAACAGAUUUGAUGCUACUUGAUGUAUUUUUCAUACUAGAUGUAGUUUUGUUUUAUGUCCAGAAAAAUCUAUACAAUUACAACUUUCACUGAAUUAAACUUUUU